AAGGAGAUCAACCAUCCAUGUCCCUGAUCACGGGUGAUCCUGAGCAGUCCCCCAGGGACUGCUCCAGGUCCAGAUCCUCCUCCUCCGGGAAGCACCGCCGCCUUUGCCGGGUGCUCAUCGCCGCCUCGUCGACCGUAGCGUCGUUGGCGUCGCUUGCCCUCAUCCUGUGGCUGACCCUCCGCCCUUCCAGCCCGCGCUUCUCCCUGCUCGCCGCCACGGCCACGCUAGACGACGACGCCUCCGCCGCCACCAUCAUCGUGGACGCCGCCCUCAUCGCCCACAACCCCAACGCCCACGCCACCGCCCUCUACGGCCAGCUCCGGGCGAGCGCCUCCUACGCCGGCGUGCCCCUCGGCGCCGGCGCGCCGCUGCCGGCGCUGGAGCAGCCGGAUCAGGGCGACGCGGUGCUGUCGGCCCUGCUCACGUCGUCGACCUCGCCCUCUUGGAGUUGGAGGCCGGCUCCUGGCCGGCGGGCUCUGCUGAGGGUGCGCAUCGAGGGGCAGCUCCGGUGGAAGGUGGCGUCCUGGGUGUCCGGCAGGCAUGGGCUCACCGUGGACUGCGUCGCCGCCGUGGUGCCGUCGUCUGCAGGGCAGCAGCAGCAGCAGCAAGUGUCAUCAUCAUCCCCCUCCCAGUGCGCCACCCAAGUCCUAUGA
Messenger RNA from Panicum hallii, 653 nucleotides. RefSeq names its product NDR1/HIN1-like protein 26. Gene Ontology annotation, biological process: defense response to other organism. The transcript has a single exon. The coding region runs from base 18 to 653 and encodes 211 amino acids. NCBI's taxonomy places the organism in Eukaryota, Viridiplantae, Streptophyta, Magnoliopsida, Poales, Poaceae. The record is from RefSeq and is a predicted model, not a curated record.